GGUGCGUUACCUAGGUAGUAACGGCCGUAUCGCUAAACUCGAAGCUUCAAAACGGGCAGUCCACAAACCAACGGGGUUGCUAGCGUUAGCUAAAAGUUAGCUUUCCAAAAAGUCUAAGAACAGAAGCUGGUAAAGAUUAAACUCACUGCUGUGGGGAGCCGAAGAUCUGCGGCGGUCAGAGAGAGCCAUCAUCAUCCAUCCAAAGUCUUCUAUCAACAAGCUUUCAGUCAGUCACAGGGAGGCUGCUGUUUUGAUUUGAUUUGUCAGUUGGUCGGUUUGUCAGUUGGAGCUUAUUGGCGUUUCACAGCAACCCUCCAGGAGACACGACGAGGCAAUGAACAGAGACCGGUCAGAGACAGAAAUAAAAAGAAGAAAUGAAGGAUGAAAAGAGGAGAAGAUACCUCACAGUCCAGGUGGAGAAGGGCGGAGUUAGACGGGCUGUCAGAGGAGUCCUCAACAGGUCAGCGGGGCGCUCUGACCUCGGCGGCUGGAGGAAGUUCAGAGGUCACCUGUCGGAGGAGGGGCGGAGCCUGCUGCCGUUUGGUCUGGGGCUGCUGAUGGCGUCCGUGUACGGAGCCAUGGCUCUCUUCCUGCAGAAUCAGCCUCUGUGGCUGUGCGUCUACACCACGCUGACUCUGGCCGUCCUGGCCGCCUUCGGCAUGGGACUGUCCGCCGCCGUCCGCGCCGACGUCUCCGUGCUGAUGCCCACGCUCUGCUCAGCUCAUGGCAGGAAGUUCCUCCUCUUCCUGUUUGUGUCGCUGCUGCUCACCGGUCCUCUCAGCAACACCUUAGAAAACACAGAGCGAGCCGCCUCCAGCCUGCUGUGUAGCGCCGAGCUGGCAGCCAAUCAAACGCAAGAGCUGAUGCAGAGAGCAGCCACGCCCCUUUACUCCGUGUUGGACACCAUCCGAGAGAUCAGCGGUAACGCUCACGCUGUGGCAGGAAGAGUCCAGGACCUGAUCCUCGCUCUGACGGACGGCGUCCGACACAUUGCUCGCACCCUGAGAAGCGUCCUCCACUUCCUGGUUGACAUCGGUGACGUGUGCAACGACAAGCUGGGCUCCCCGUACAGGAAGUGCCGAGCGGUGUUCUCCGAUGCUCGAGCCGACUGCUCCGAGCUGCUGGGAGAGUUCAACUUCCUGUGUGACAUCAUGGACGGCUUCCUGCCGCUCUGCAGCCUGGCCCGCGCUGGUGAGCUCUUCUGUAUCCUCCCGUCCUACAUCGGCAGCCAGCUGAAGAAACGUCUGGCAGCUCCAACCGUGGCAGCGUUUGAGCGAAUGAAGCGAGAGUUUGAGUUCAACAUGUCUGCCUCGGUGACCUUUGACCUGGAGGCCAACAGCAGCGUGACCCUGCAGCAGCUGUCCCAGGACAUCAUGGACGAGGUCUCGUCUGACCUGCAGAUGUUCCAGAUGUUGAGCCAACCGCUGACCUACGCUGGCCUGCUGCUGCUCGCCUUCUCCUUCCUCAGGGCGGUGCAGUACAGACGCAGGUAUCUCCGUGACCUCAGCUUUGACAACGUCUACAUCAGCGCUCAGUUCGAACAGCUCGACCAAAAGAUGAUGUCAGAGGGCGGGGCUUCAGUCCUGCCAAUCACACGCAGAGAGGCUCAAACCUACAUCACCCCACUGUCUCUGCAGCUGUCGGCGCGGGAGUGGCGUGCGAUGUACGUGUCUGUGGUCUCGGUGCUCAAACACCUGCUGGUGGGCCUGGUUCUGGUGGCGCUGGACUUCCUGGUGUUCUGGAUGAUGGAUCAGGUGCACCACCAGGUGAAGGGGGACGUCUUGGCCAGAGCGCCGGUGACGGUGACGCUGCAGGUGAACGGGUCGGGCUACGCCUCGGACAUCUUCCGAGACCUGGUGGCUUCGUUCUCCGUCCUGCAGCGAGGGAACGUCACCGUGAUCAGCAGGAAGUGUCUGCUGCCUCCGUCGGAGCCGGACUACCUCGGCUGCUUCGUCCUGGGGUUCCUGCUGGGUCUGGCUCUGCUGAUCGCUCUGUUCGGAGGUCUCGUGCAGCGCUGCAGACGACUCGUCUGCGCUUCAUAUCAUCCAGAGAGAGAGCUGGAGAGGAUCUGGUUCCUCCGGCAGCAGAUCCUGGAUCAGAGGCGGGCGGAGGGGAGAGCGCUAAGAACGACUGAAGGAGGAGGAGGAAGCCGCCUUCAAACUCUCCUGCUGAGGUUACCUGGAGGGUCUUACCUGUCUCACCUGCUGGGUCUGUCGUCAGUCAGCUGUCUGUUCUGUGGCGAGGCGCUGAGACCCGAGGACGACAACACGACAGCCUGUGAUGUCCCCCAGUGUCCAGGCGUGUACUGUCGGCCGUGUUUCCUCAGUUUGAGAAACACGUGUGUCAUCUGCGCGCGACCUCUGACCUUCCAGGAAGACGGCGAGGAGGAGCGGGACUCCAGCGAUGACGAGCAGCUGAACCAGAUUCACAUCGCUGACACACCACUGAUGAAGAGGAGAGACGUCAGAGAGAGAGACAGCAGAGAGAGAGAGACGAGAGACGAGGGAGAGAGAGACAGCAGAGAGAGAGACAGCAGAGAGAGAGACGAGGGAGAGAGAGACAUCAUAGAGAGAGACGAGAGAGAGAGAGACAGGAGACUGGACUCUGACUCUGUCAGUGAAGUGUCGGACGACAGCGAGGACUCCUUCUACUCCUCCAGAGGCCUCCAUACCGUCAUCGUACACGGACCGGACGAGCCCCCAAAACCUCCAGGAUCCUGAUCCAAAAACCAUCUGCUGCUUUCAGCACAAAGGUCACUUUGUAAUUAAAGUUAUUAAGCAUGAAA
Molecule: messenger RNA, 2785 nt
Organism: Perca flavescens (yellow perch)
Lineage: Eukaryota; Metazoa; Chordata; Actinopteri; Perciformes; Percidae
Gene: dcst2
Product: DC-STAMP domain containing 2
Exons: 18
Coding region: 375-2720 (781 amino acids)
Cellular component (GO): membrane
Source: RefSeq, a predicted model, not a curated record